Messenger RNA from Striga hermonthica, 1134 nucleotides. Lineage: Eukaryota; Viridiplantae; Streptophyta; Magnoliopsida; Lamiales; Orobanchaceae. The record is from the annotation of a GenBank genome assembly.
AAUGUUGGAGAUGUACAGAAAGAUGUUGAUGACUUCACAGAUGUAGACUAUGAACCAUAUGGAGAUAGUUCUAGUGAUGAUGGCCUGUCUGAAGGUGAUUUAGGAACAGAUGAUGAAGAGUAUUUGUCUGCCAGGAGAGAUAAACAUAGAAAUGGCCAAGAUGAUUCAUUAGCUGAUAUAGCGGAAAUUAUCAACUCACAUCAGAGUGGUGACUACUCAGAUGAUAGUGAUAGUUCAAUAUGCAGUCAUGAAGAGAGUGUUGAUGGCUCAGAUGAUAGUGAUAAUGUUUGCAAGCCAAAGAAGAAGUGUGUAGUGUAUGAUCCUGAGUGUGAUAAAAAGACCAUACAGUUUGUUCUUGGGAUGAGGUUUGUCAGUGUUGCACAGUGCAAAGAUGCAAUACAAAGUCAUGCUGUUUAUAAUGGCUUAAAUAUUCAGUUUAUGAGAAGUAGUGAAAAACAAGUUGAAGCUAGGUGUACAGAUGGUUGUCCUUGGAAAUUGUAUGCUAGUUUAGUAAGAGCAGAAGGAAUGGUUGCAAUUAAAACACUAGUGUCAGAACACAAGUGCCACAGGGACAUGAACACUAGGCAAGCAUCAUCAAGUUGGGUGGCAAAAGAGUUCUUGGAAAAGUUUGGAAAAAAAACAAGGAUGAAGGUAGGUGAUCUAGAAGAGCAAAUUCUUGACAAAUAUGCAGUGCAACCAUCUAGAUGGAAAUUGUAUAGAGGCAAAUAUAAGGCUCUAGAGUUGCUUAGAGGAACAGAAACUGAGCAUUAUGCUUGCUUGAGAAGCUACAUUGCAGAGUUACAAAGGGUUGAUAGGAGUGGCAGGUUUGAACUAUUGUUGGAUGUUGGUAGUGUUUUUAAGGCUUUUUUUGUUGUAUUCAGUUCAUUAAGGCAGGGUUUCUUGGAAGGUUGUAGGCCUGUGAUUGGUUUUGAUGGUUGUUUCCUUAAGACAUGUGUGGGAGGUGCUUUGUUGUGUGCCAUUGGUAAAGAUGGUAAUAACCAAAUAUUCCCUAUAGCUUGGGCUGUGGCAGACUCAGAAAAUGAACAAAAUUGGAAAUGGUUCUUGGAGAUAUUGUUCAAUGAGCUCAGAAUUGGGGAUGGGCUAGGUUGGACUUUCAUCAGUGAUCAGCAGAAG